Daucus carota subsp. sativus is the source of this 1952-nucleotide messenger RNA. RefSeq lists its product as uncharacterized. The transcript has 9 exons. NCBI's taxonomy places the organism in Eukaryota, Viridiplantae, Streptophyta, Magnoliopsida, Apiales, Apiaceae. The record is from RefSeq and is a predicted model, not a curated record. Bases 408 to 1724 code for a protein of 438 amino acids. Gene Ontology annotation, molecular function: phosphoprotein phosphatase activity.
CUUCUAAUUUUCUUGCAGCACCCCAGCACAACACAAAUUACUACUAGUUCACUCAAAUUUUCCCUCUCUCCUUUCCCCCCUUUCAAACCCAAAUCUCUCUCUCUCUCUCUCUCUCUCUCUCUCUCUCUCUCUCUCUCUCUCUCUCUAUAUUUACAAACCCCUAAAUUUUAUCCUACAUAUAUGUAUAUCAAAAGGAUUGACUUGGGGUUUCGUUGCGGGAGCUGCUGCUGAAUUAUUUGGGGGUUUCGAUUUAUAUCUGCCUUGCAGGGCUCUUGGGUGUUUUCUACUCCUACAUUUUUUUGGUCAGGCUUUUGGGAAGGUCAAGUUUACCCUAGAGAAUCGCAUCUUGAGUAAUUAUUUGAAUUAAGGAAGGUGCUAAACAUUUCUUUGCUUAACAAGCUUCCAAGAUGCAAACCAAAAAAAAGGUCCCUACUAGGACUUCUGCUCGAGAGGUUGUCAGUCCGAAGGUUUCAAGGCAUCAGAAGAAGGCAUCUGAAAAUGUUCAGGUUCAAGAAAGAAAAGCAAAUGAGCUGAUAACCUCUUCUGCAAGAAAGCAAAGAGUUCCAAAGAAAAGUGUGGAACAUGUUAGCAGAAAAAAAUUGGAUUCUAGAUGCAACUCUGGUGACGAUGACGUUGAGCUUAUGCGGAGAGAUGUUGAUCAUGCUAAUAAUAACACGACUGAAAAUCCUGAAGUCUGUGAUGAUGGAGGUGCUUAUUGUAUGACGGGUACCAUAUUUUCUCCGCCCUUUCACAAUUCUAAACAUGGUGGAGGGGACCUUCUCACUGGAGCUGAUUUUUUAAAAUAUUUUAAGACCGACGACCAGAAAGUUGUGGACUCUGCAGAGGAGAACAUACAACUCGAUUUGUUGAACAGCGAUAAUGUCAUGCAAGAUUUAGGAGGCAGCGUGUUGAUGUCUGAAGUGUCAACAACUUAUCAUUCAGAGAAAAGCUCGAAGUUGGAAUGUGUAGAUGAGUACAGUCAAAAUAGUAUAUCAACAGAUGUUCAGAUGGAGGAUGAUGAAUAUGAAGACUUUGAUGAAUUUGAUCCCUACUUCUUCAUAAAAAACUUGCCAGAUUUGGCUUCAGUUGUUCCAACCUUUCGACCUAUGCUGCUACCUAAACAGACUCGAAGUUGUCCCUCAACAACUCUUGUCCUGGACUUGGAUGAGACCUUGGUGCACUCUACCCUCGAACCUUGUGAGGAUGCAGAUUUUAAAUUCUCUGUCAAGUUUAAUCUCAUGGAGCAUACAGUCUUUGUUCGUUGUCGUCCCUACCUGCAGGAAUUUCUGGAGAGGGUAUCGGGUCUUUUUGAGAUUAUAAUAUUUACUGCAAGCCAAGGUGUUUAUGCGGACCAGCUACUAAAUGUACUCGAUCCAAAAAGAAAAAUAUUUCGCCAUAGAGUUUUCCGUGAAUCUUGUGUUUUUGUUGAGGGAAAUUAUCUUAAAGACCUGUCUGUUCUUGGCCGAGAUUUAGCGCGUGUUAUAAUGAUUGACAACUCUCCCCAGGCAUUUGGCUUCCAGGUGGAUAAUGGAAUCCCGAUAGAGAGCUGGUUUGAUGAUCGCUCAGACAAAGAACUCGUCCAGUUACUUCCCUUUCUGGAGAGCCUAGUAGGAGUUGAAGAUGUCCGGCCUCUGAUUGCUGAACGGUUUAACCUUCGACAAAGAAUAGCUGCAGCCAUGUGUCCCUUUACCUCAAGCAUAGGGGAGGAUCCUCUUGAAAGGUGAAUGUGUGCCAUGUUUAGUUUGGCUUUAUUUUCUAUUUUUACAUUUCCUUGUAGUGUUCUCAACUUGCAUAUUUCCGAAUGUUCUUUAAGUUAAAACAGUUGGAUGAUGACUAUAACAUUUCAUACUUCCAUUCUCAAAGUUUUCAGGAAGUCUCAUACAUUUUAUCAAACCUUUGGUUAAGGAGACAAAUUUUUCCUUAAUAAGAUAUUAACAUUAAAGGUUGGUUUA